CGGCGAUUACACAUUUUGUAGUGCAAACGGAAAGUUGAAAGCUUAGUUUCGUCGGCUUUUUCGUGAUUCUUAUCUGAGAAAAUAUGGCGGGAGAAGUAAUAGUGGAUGCCUUGCCCUAUGUAGACCAGGGAUACGAUGAACCAGGAGUCAGAGAAGCGGCUUAUGCCCUUGUAGAGGAGGAGACCAGGAGAUAUCGUCCCACCAAGAACUACCUAGAGCAUCUGCCAGCCAUUGACAGCACUCCAUUUGUCACUGAAGUUUUGAAGAAUGAAUUUGAAAGGAUGGCCAUGAGGCAGCCCAUGGAUAUGUUAAGCAUGAAAAGAUAUGAGUUGCCUCCCCCUCCCAUCGGACGCCAGAAUGACAUCACAGCCUGGGCAGAGUGUGUCGAGAACUCCAUGGCGCAGUUGGAACACCAAGCCGAAAGAGUGAUCAACCUUGAACUUCUCCAAAAUUAUGGCAGCCAUGCCUGGAGAGCACACAAUGACAUCCUGGUGAAGAUGGUAGAAAGUGCCCAGCAUCAGCUACAAGACAUCAAGAAACAAAUCCAGGAGGUCAAUUGGAAAAGAAAAAACAAACAGACUGCUUCAGGACCAGAACUCGGAAGAUUGCAAGAAAGCUGGGCUGGUUUGGUGUCCAAGAACUACGAGAUAGAGAGGGCAUGUCUUGAGCUGGAAUAUGAUACCAACAAACUCAAACACCAGGUGGAUUCCUUGAAACCCAGUACUGACACACAAUAUGGACAAGCUAAUCGCCAAAACGAUGAUGUUGAUAUGGAGGAAAGUGAUGAGGAUGAGGAUGACGAUGACGAUGAGUAUGCUGCUUCGAGAUGAUACUGUGGAAGGGAUUCUUCCAAUCUUUUGAAAUAUUUCAGUGUCAUUGGACUUUUUGGAGAAUGACAGAAGUAGCUAUUUAUUCCCUCCGUUGGAAACAGAUAUUCUGAGUGUUUAUGAGGAUAGAUGUAAAAAGUUUAUUUUGACUUUUAAAGAUGAAAUUUAAUUCUGUCUGUGAAAUGGAAUAAUGGACGACACUGUCUCAAAGUGAUUGAGAAAGGCUGUUUGUAAUACACCUAUGAAUUGGGGGCUUACUAUAAGGCAAUGGUAUC
Lytechinus variegatus (green sea urchin) is the source of this 1102-nucleotide messenger RNA. RefSeq names its product pre-mRNA-splicing factor SPF27-like. Gene Ontology annotation, cellular component: precatalytic spliceosome; catalytic step 2 spliceosome; Prp19 complex. NCBI's taxonomy places the organism in Eukaryota, Metazoa, Echinodermata, Echinoidea, Temnopleuroida, Toxopneustidae. The transcript has 6 exons. The record is from RefSeq and is a predicted model, not a curated record. The coding region runs from base 84 to 830 and encodes 248 amino acids. Gene Ontology annotation, biological process: mRNA processing.